Molecule: messenger RNA, 578 nt
Organism: Uranotaenia lowii
Lineage: Eukaryota; Metazoa; Arthropoda; Insecta; Diptera; Culicidae
Gene: mRpS18C
Product: 28S ribosomal protein S18c, mitochondrial
Exons: 2
Coding region: 116-550 (144 amino acids)
Biological process (GO): mitochondrial translation
Cellular component (GO): mitochondrial small ribosomal subunit; ribosome
Molecular function (GO): small ribosomal subunit rRNA binding; structural constituent of ribosome
Source: RefSeq, a predicted model, not a curated record
AGCCUCAUAAUAAUAACAAAAAGAAAAAACACAAGUCGUCUGGUACGAUUUGGCAAUCAGUUUUCUUGAAAUUGCGGAUAAUUUUGAAAAAGUUAUAGUUUCACAGUGAAUAACGAUGUUCUUGAAGCUUUUUCAAGCAACGAGGAAAGUUGGAUUAAGUUACAUAAAUCCCGGCAUGGUAUAUGUAGCUGGUGCUUACGGGCGGGCACUCUAUUCGACACCUUCCGUCAAUUCGACCAGCGACGAACCAAUUGAUUUGGAUGCAAAUCCCUACGCUAAAGAGCGCACUCAAUGCAUUCUAUGCAAGCAUAACAUAACGCCAGAUUACAAAAAUGUACAGCUGCUCUCACAGUUCCAGAGCCCCUACACAGGUCGAAUCUACGGGAAGCACAUAACCGGACUAUGCAAGGCCCGUCAAGAGCAAGUCGAGCGGGAAAUCAUCAAAGCCCAGAACGCCGGCUUCAUGCCUACCUAUCAUAAGGCUGUUGAAUAUUUGCACGAUCCCAAGCUGUUUGACCCAGAGAAGCCUAUUCGCCCACAUAAAUAUUAAAAUAGACAGGACCUUAUAGUUAACAAAA